CUUUGUCAUGCAUAGAGGGAUUUUUAAAUAAUUUGGCAGAAAUGUCUAUCUCAUAACAACAUUUUGUCGCUUCCAGGAACCACGUCCCUUCUUCAAAGGUCACACUUAUAUUUUGAAGGUUCAUGCUAUCACAAUAGGAGAUUACAGGAUAGGUAGGGCCCAUCUUCUUGAUCGAGUUGAAGUAACUGUUGAACAGAUCACAUUAUCUGUUCUGGAACUGUAACCAUUUUAUUCUACACCUGUUUAUUUGUGUUGCUUUGUGCAAUGGAUGAAGCAUCAGGAGCGGGCUCAAACUCGAGCUUUCAACCCAAAGAGGAAAUUAUAAACACACUCUUAAGUCUUGGAUUCUCUAGAAAUUCUGCUAUAAAGGGGUGCUACUAUACUGGGAACUACAGUGCUGACUUAGCCGCUGCAUGGGUGAUAGAAAAUCAGGAUAAAAAUUUGGACGGUCCUCUGGAGGACGAUCUUGAGUUUGAAGAUGAAGAUGACAGUGAGGAAGAAUUGCCCGAGGGUUUUGACUUGCACAAGAUGGUGUUUGUGGUAAACAUGGAAUUGAACAUGGGUGUAGGUAAAGUGGCGGCACAGUGUGCUCAUGCAGCCCUUGCUCUCCAUAGAAUCAUGAUUGAUAAUGCAGAUAAAUUUGGUGAAAUGAUGAUGAGCUGGGAGCAGUUUGGUGAGACAAAAAUUGUUUUAAAGGGAGACAAUUCCGCUCAGUUGUUAGAUUUGGCAAAGAAGGCAGAAGGAGCUGGUUUACCAAAUUAUAUUGUACAUGAUGCUGGUAGAACACAGAUAGCAGCAGGCUCACAGACAGUGCUUGGCAUUAUGGGAAAAAUUGAUACAGUUGACUCUAUAACAGGAAAGUUGAAACUUUUGUGAUAGUUGUUAUCAGAAGUGCUCGGUGGAUUAGUGAUCAUUGUUAAUGAUAGUGAAAUAUUUAUUGGCAGUGGAUGCCUCAAUGUCUUGGUUAAUAAAACAUAAAAAUUAAGGCAGUGUAAUUGGUAAUGUCAUUGCGGCUAAAAGAAUAUGGCUAGAUGAUGGCCAGCCUUAUAGAACUGAUAGCUGUAAAUGCUUCUAAAUUAAUUUGGCAUACCUCCAGAUUAGUAAAAUAAGAUCAAACUUGGAAAAGAUACAUUAACACAUUCAAUAAUACUAAGAUAGUGUCACCUGGAUUAUAAAUAUUUAUUAGGGCCGGGAAUUAUAUUCAAAAACUGCCGAAUAUUUGAACAUUGAAAAACAAAUACUACUAAAUUCAAAAAGAAAGAAAUGUUUUGAUUUUUUUUCUUUUUUUUUUACUUUCAAAUUUCAAUUAAGAUUGUAAAUUUAACCCUUUACUUGACCAGCCAGGUGUUUAUAUGUUUGUAUAAAGCCUGUCAACGAUUAUUGCCAAUUAACUGAAAAAUUAUUCAUAUAUUUCUUUAAAUGAAUUAGUUUAGUUUGAUUGUAUUUCCACUGAAAAUAUGGGGAGCAUACUGUACUGGGCAGGGUGAUUCUUGUUUGAAUAAUAACUUACAAAAGAAUAAUGUCAGGUUUAUGUAAUUGGUAGAGACAUUGCCUUUAGCAAGUAGAUGAGCCCCAUUUGAUUUUGAGGUCAGGAGGCUAAAGGUCAAGGUCACAAUGACAAUGUAAAAUCAUUGUCUGAUCAAUGAGAAUGAACCACUGGUGAUUCAUGUAACUUUAUAGGGACUUUGCCCAUGACCAGUAGAUCAACCUUGUUAAGGCUGGCCUGUCCUCUCAUUUUGAGGAUUGCUGAUUGAAGCUUAAUGCACUGUUUUACCGGACCGUAUAUCUUUAAUAAUGAUACCAUUGGCGAAUGUGUGUAUUUCUUGUAAAUGAUGUGGAAAGGCAAGCAUAAAAUAUAUCACAUCUGUUAAAAAAUAUGAAAGAAUUAUUAUCCUGUAUAUUCACUCAGUAUUUUAAAUAUCUUUAAUCAUAGAAAUAAGAAAACGGUAAGAAAAUCCAUGUGUUUGUUUCACAUUUUGUUAUAUAUUAAAGUAUUUGGAAGGAUUUUAAUUUUUAUUUGAUAUAUUUAUUUCAAGUCUUUAACAAUAAGAUAUGUUACAUAUUUAAGUGCUUUAAACAAAUUGAGAACGAUGCAAAUUUAAUGAGAAAAUUUUCAGUGUCUAUGCAAGUAGACUGUAUUGUAUGAAUGCCUGAAUAAAUACAAAUUAUAUAUAUGA
Ruditapes philippinarum (Manila clam) is the source of this 2177-nucleotide messenger RNA. RefSeq names its product probable peptidyl-tRNA hydrolase 2. NCBI's taxonomy places the organism in Eukaryota, Metazoa, Mollusca, Bivalvia, Venerida, Veneridae. Gene Ontology annotation, molecular function: protein binding; peptidyl-tRNA hydrolase activity. Gene Ontology annotation, cellular component: mitochondrion; cytosol. The transcript is spliced from 6 exons. The record is from RefSeq and is a predicted model, not a curated record. The coding region runs from base 265 to 876 and encodes 203 amino acids.